AUGGUCAACCGCUACCGUCACAUCUCCCACUUGACCCACGAGGACAUCAACCUCCUUGUGCGGCUCCUUUGCCUACCGCCGACAGCCCGAAUUUAUACAGACGGUCUUCCUUCUGACCAAUGGCUUGCCCGUCAGUCCGAGAAGAUUUCCCAGUUGCCCAAACCUCUUCAGCGUCCCCAAAAUUGGCUGGCAAGACUGUCCAUCUACACCAACAAGAAGCUCAACCUGACCAUCGAGGAUCUCGUCCCGCAGUGUGCAGUGCUCUGUACCGCCCAUAAAGGUCUGAACCCGUGGGUAGUGCACAGGAUGUUCCUGUUGAUAUCGGAAGAGGUCACGCACCGUCUUGACCCGGUGAGAAGGUUCCUGGAGAACCCGACCAAGCAUGCCGUAAAGCUCAAGACGUCGCUGGGUGAGGUGCAGGACUACGUAGACCGGAUGAACAGCAUGCUGUCCCUCUGGACCGGCGCGGACGUCUUCUCCCGGAUCGUGGGCGACAACUAUCCGCCCGGGCUUGCGAUGCCGCGCAUCGAGAGUGACUGUGAGGCUUGUAUAUGCAGUUGCAUCGGCGCGUCAGGCCAGGCCCUGUGUGACUUGCGGGCUAUGAUGUACGGCCGGUCUCACAGGCGCCGCCCUCCAGUCCUUAUCCCUCUGGUUGAGGCAUGGAUGGACCGAUUUGGUGGUGAGAAUUCUGACAGGCUCUGGGCGGAGAGCACAAAGAUGGCGAGAGAUGUGCGUCACAUAAGGAAGAAGCUCCUGGGGCGUAAGAAUAGGCAUCGUCGCCAUCGCACCCCGUAUGAGAAGAGGAUGAAGGAGCGCGCCCGCCUGGAGCGUGGUCUUGACGAGCAGCGACUAUCGGCCAGCCAGGCCAGAUCUGCGAAAGGGGAGAUUGACAGAAAGUUGGAUGAGAUGUUUGGGAAAGAGUCGAGAAAGCCUGAUGGACGCCAAGGUAAGCAUGCAUCAUUGUCUGCCGCUGCGUCUUCUUACCACGCUUCAUCGGCUUCCACUGCCUCCUCUGCCACCAUUAGGCCCAAGAGCACUCAUAAUGACCACUCCCUGCCAGUUGGUGAUAACUCGAGCAUACAUCAGCAGGAUUCUCGCUCGAGAACCUCACGAGACGAUGCGGAUGACGAGGAGCAACUCGCCGACUACCAUGACGAAUUCGACGAGGCGGACGCGGACGCCGCUUACAAGCAGCAGGACCGCCUCCAGGGCUGGUACGACAACUUCACCGAGAUCGUCGGGCCCUCAGGAGCCACAGACGUCGGCAGCCAGCACCCAGCCUUCCGCCACAACGCCGCUGAGAUCGAAAAAACCUGGCUACAAAGCCAGAUGGCUAUGUCGGCUCUUCCGAAGCCGCUGCAAUUCUCCAAAAGCGUAACGACCCGUGAUGGAGACGACGAUGACGACGAUGACGACGAAGACGGAGAUGAUUCCGUCCCAGCUCCUGACCCUGCGAGAACACAAGUGAGUGCGAGUGAGUGGACCGAUGUCACCGUGCACACGCUUGCUACACAGUCCACGCACAAGUCUAGUCGUGGUGGGCGGCCGCAAAGCGAGGUCGCGCCCCCCGUGCCACGGCUUCCUUCUGUAUACCGCGACAAGACCACUGCGCAGGACGACCACCCACGCCGUCCAGCCCAAUCGACCGUGACGGCCUGGCCAGGCCCCAAUGCGAGCGGUAGCAGCAGCCACAGCAGCGGGCACCGCAGGGCGCCGUCGAGCAACACCACAUUGUCCAGCCGGGAGUUCCAGGCCGGGCUGAGCAGCAUCGACCAGCGCGACGGGUCGUUGGGCGCCACCCUGCCCACAGCGUCCCUGCUCCCCGAUGACAGCGUCUCGGCGGUCGCAGGGCUCUAUCCUCCCAACCGGCCGGGCGACGUCCACUGUCGUCAUUUACGGCAAGAUCAGAUCGAGGCAGAUGCGGUCUUGGCCCGGCAGAUGCAAGUCAUGGACUUCGAGUCUGAAGGGGAUGACAGUGAUGGAGAAGAGGAGGGCGACGAUGAUAUCAGGAUCGCGAUCGGGAAUUCUAGGGAGAGUGCCAGGCUUGACGAAGAAAGGAGGGCGCGCGCAGGGCGCGGCGGCCCCUUCUCUGGCCUCUAUAUGCCUGAUUCGUCAUGGUUGUGA
Diaporthe amygdali is the source of this 2124-nucleotide messenger RNA. RefSeq lists its product as uncharacterized. The coding region runs from base 1 to 2124 and encodes 707 amino acids. The transcript has a single exon. NCBI's taxonomy places the organism in Eukaryota, Fungi, Ascomycota, Sordariomycetes, Diaporthales, Diaporthaceae. The record is from RefSeq and is a predicted model, not a curated record.